AAACCACGCGCCCGCAUACACGCCGCGGUAGCAGCACACUCGCCGCAGCCGCGUCUCCCUCUUCCCCUCCUCCUCCUCGUCCGGGCCAGCGAGGGCCGGACCAGCCCGCCGCCGCCGCCGUCGUCACCUCGCGAUCUGCUCCCGCUCCUCCUCGGCCGCCUCUGCCCCCGCUACUCCUCGAGCUGUCCUCCUCCUCCUCCUUUUUUUCUCGCGGCGGGGAGAUAGACGGAGGGGGCCUCUGCUUCCGGCACCAACAAUGAGGGGGCCCCUUCUUUUCGAUUUCAACUUCUUGGGUGAAAUCAUGGACGGUUAAAGCGUUCCUAGUAGUGCCUCCUGAGCGGAGCGGGGAUUGUAUGCCGCAGAAUCUUGAGCGAGCGAUUCCUCUGCGCAGCGUCCGUACGAAAAAUUCGUCAAAGGACUGGACCAGUGAUAGUGAUGGCAGUGAUAAGUUUGAGUGGGACAGUGAUGGUGAGGCUGAGGCCUCAUCUGCUCCGGCUAUGAGGAACUUCGAUGCUCCUGGCCCAUCCACACUCAGUUCCAAUGGGUGGAUCAACGGGGAACCGCCGCCUACUUCUUUGAUCGAGGGAUAUGUGGCAAUGGGCUUCCCAAAGGAGAUGGUCGUGAGGAGUAGCAAGGAGAUUGGACAUGGUGAUGCAGAUGCGCUGCUCGAGCUACUCCUCACGUAUAAGGCACUAGGUGAUGAUGAUGAUGCACUGGGCAAUCACUCUACUUCUGGCUGCAACCUCCCUAUUGUUGAAGAUGAUGAUGAUCUUGAUUUUGAGAACUGGGAUGGCGAUGAUGAUACUGGUGGUAGAGAGUCAAGCUCUGAUGAUUCUGGUUAUGAGGAGUUUCUACGAGAGAUGUCAGACAAGGACGAGAAGAUCAACUCAUUGCGAGACAUGGGCUUUUCUGAAGAUGAAGCAAACAUGGCCAUUACGAUAUGCGGUGUGGAUGCUGAUCUCUCUGUAUUGGUCGACUCGAUUAGUGCAUCACAGGUUACAGAAGUUUGUCACUCUAGAAACUUAUCUGACCAUCAGGUUACAGCUAGAUGCUUCGAUUCCUUUGGAGGGAAAAAGAGGGCAAGAUUGAUUGAAGAGAGCAAGAAAAAGAGGAAGCGAUAUGGAGGUGGAGCACAAGGCAAACGACCUUCCUCGGAUGGCAGCGAUGAGGAAUCAAUGCCUCUCCCAAAUCCGAUGGUUGGGUUUAACCUUCCUGGUUAUAGGGGACCAUCAAUGACCCGAGUGCUUCCUGAACUGGCUACCGGACCACCUUAUUUCUACUAUGAAAAUGUGGCCAGAGCUCCGAAAGGUGUAUGGGCAAAAAUUACAAGAUUUCUGUUUGACAUCCAGCCUGAGUUUGUGGAUUCUCUUCAUCUGUGUGCAGCUGCCAGGAAAAGGGGAUAUAUCCACAAUUUGCCAACCGAGAACAGAUCACCGCUUCUCCCUCUGCCUCCAAAGACAAUUUUUGAGGCAUUCCCUCAUGACAAGAAGUGGUGGCCAUCCUGGGACCAGAGAACGCACUUCAAUUGCUUGCAAACAUGUACGGCAAGUGCACCGGUGACAGAACGGAUCCAGCAGAAACUUUCAAGCUCAGGCAAUCCACCACCUCAAAGUGUACAGAAAUAUGUCAGGCAUCAGUGCUCAAAAUGGAACCUUGUUUGGGUUGGCAAAGACAAAGCUGCUCCAUUGGAACCUCAUGAGAUGGAGUAUCUUCUUGGUUUCCCAAAGGACCACACAAGAGGCUUCGGCAAGACACAGAGAUACAAGUCUCUCGGCAACUCAUUCCAAGUCGACACGGUCGCUUACCACUUGUCAGUGCUGAGGGACAUGUUUCCCAAUGGUAUUACUGUGCUGUCCUUGUUCACCGGUAUCGGAGGAGGAGAGGUUGCCUUGCACAAGCUUGGGAUCCACAUGAGGGCAGUAGUUUCUAUUGAGAUAUGCAAAGCUAAUAGGAAGAUUUUGAGGAGUUGGUGGGAUCAGACCCAGACAGGAACAUUGAUUGAGAUUGAUGAUGUGAAAUCCCUCAAGGAUGAUGAAAUUGCAUCAUAUGUUCAUAGAUUUGGCGGCUUCGACUUGGUGAUUGGGGGCAGCCCAUGUAACAAUCUUGCCGGAAGCAACCGACACCAUCGUGAUGGCUUGGAGGGCGAGCACUCAUCUUUGUUCUAUGACUACUUUAGGAUCUUGAAUUCCGUCAAGUCGGCUAUGGCGAACAUGUAGCCUAAUCGCUGUAGUACCUAUGCUAUCGUUUAAUGCUUAUAUCUAGGAACUGUAACCGAUUUGUGUUUAAACAUUGAGUUGAUGUGGAGGAUGUUUAUUGGGGAGAAAGAUCACAUUAACAUUUAGCUGCAUGAUCUAUUGUUGCUAACUAAUUUAUGGCCUGUUCAUCU
This is a messenger RNA of Triticum aestivum (bread wheat), 2386 nucleotides long. Its product is annotated as DNA (cytosine-5)-methyltransferase DRM2. The transcript is spliced from 8 exons. Gene Ontology annotation, cellular component: nucleus. NCBI's taxonomy places the organism in Eukaryota, Viridiplantae, Streptophyta, Magnoliopsida, Poales, Poaceae. The coding region runs from base 354 to 2216 and encodes 620 amino acids. The record is from RefSeq and is a predicted model, not a curated record. Gene Ontology annotation, molecular function: DNA (cytosine-5-)-methyltransferase activity.